Messenger RNA from Thlaspi arvense, 321 nucleotides. The record is from the annotation of a GenBank genome assembly. Lineage: Eukaryota; Viridiplantae; Streptophyta; Magnoliopsida; Brassicales; Brassicaceae.
AAAAAAAAUUCUCCGAGUAGUUGUUUUUUCCGUCUCUCUCUUCCUCUCGCAUGCGAUUCCAGAAACACCUUCGUCGUUCCGGAGCUGAAACGGUUUCGGCACGCCACCGAUGUUGAUUCCAGAAACGCCUUCGUCGUUCCAGAGCUGAGACGGUUUCGGCACGCCGCCGAUGUUCUGGAAACGCCUUCGUCGUUCCGGAGCAGAGACAGUUUCGGCAUAGCCGCCGAUGUUUAUGCAAAAUCUAGACACCAAGGAUCAUAUAGACGUGGGAAGGCUACUUGUGGAGAUCUAGAUAUUGUUAUCACACAUCCUGAUGGACAA